AUAGACCUGGCGCACCGACCCCACCGCCAGGGGGCGCCCGCGGGACCCCGGCGGGAGCACGCGCCACGUGGCCCGGAAACGUAGGCGCCCGGCGUAGCGGCGAGGCGCUGUGUAGUGGGGCGGGUGACCUGGGCUCACACGGAGUGCCAAGGUAUUGCCGGCUGCUGAGGGAGGCUGGGACUGAGUGGAGGCACCGUGGGAACCAGGGAGAGGCAAGACGGGCGGGGCUGGAUGCCAGGGGGGCCAGGGUAUGGGCACAGAGGUGCUGCCCUGCCUUCCCCCCAGACGCGGCAUGUUGCCCUGGCCUUCUCGGUGGGGCGCAGGUGAGGAGCAGGAACCGGAGGAACAGGGCCCCUUGGCGGGCAGUGACCCCAGUGAGGCCUGGACCUCUGGAGAGGAAGCCUUGGGGGAGCCAGGAACACCCCCGCAGGACAGCCCUCAGCCCCAGUCCCCAAGGCCUUCCUGGACCAGGAAAGAGCAUCUGCUGACCCCAUCCCCUUCAGGCCUGGUUGCUGAGCAGUCCUCGGGAACCUCAGUUCCCCUUUCCCUGCAGGUGGCCUGGGAGUUGGCCCCCUCAAGGAUGACUUUGCUGGCACCGUGGGACCCCAACUAUGAGGCGAAAGCAGGACCUGGGCUGUUGUGGGGGCCCAGUUGUGGGUCAGGUGCCUCCUUCUCAGGCCGAACCUUGGGUCAUCCAUCCUUCUGGCCACUGUAUGAAGCAGCCUCAGGCAGGGGCCACAGGCCCCUGGCCCCCACAAUAGGACAUCAGAAUGGCAAGCAGGUGCCCAGGGAUGCAGGGUUCCCAGUGAUGUGCUGUGAAGAUGUCUUUCUAUCAGACCCUUUGCUGCCCUGUGGACAGCGUGUUCCCCUGUACUUGUCUGAGGCCCCUCAGCAGGUGAUGGGUUCUCCGAAGCUGCUGCUCCCACCUCCUAUCAUGUCCCCCCGGGUCUGCCCCACUCAGUCCCCUGGUUGCUCCACUGCCUGGCUCAGUGGGCCUGAGCUGAUCGCCCUUACAGGCCUCCUGCAGAUGAGCCAGGGGGAGCCAAGACCCAGCUUUUCUGGCUCAUCCAUGGCUCCCACGCCCUUUGCUGGUCCCCCAGACCCCAUCUCUAACCACCCACGCCCCAGUGGUGACCCCAGCUGUCCUCACUGCACUGACCCAUCUCUCCCAUGGACCCCAGAUACCCAUUGCCCGUAGCCCCUCUAGGGUUACCAUGGGCCCCCUACUCUCUCAGGCAGGUUUCUGUUAACAAUAAAAGUGUUGGUUUGCAAACAGG
Molecule: messenger RNA, 1277 nt
Organism: Pteropus alecto (black flying fox)
Lineage: Eukaryota; Metazoa; Chordata; Mammalia; Chiroptera; Pteropodidae
Gene: SAP25
Product: Sin3A associated protein 25
Exons: 6
Coding region: 251-1198 (315 amino acids)
Biological process (GO): regulation of DNA-templated transcription
Cellular component (GO): cytoplasm; nucleus
Source: RefSeq, a predicted model, not a curated record